Cucumis sativus (cucumber) is the source of this 1773-nucleotide messenger RNA. RefSeq lists its product as uncharacterized. Gene Ontology annotation, molecular function: protein phosphatase regulator activity; protein phosphatase 1 binding. Gene Ontology annotation, cellular component: plasma membrane. The record is from RefSeq and is a predicted model, not a curated record. NCBI's taxonomy places the organism in Eukaryota, Viridiplantae, Streptophyta, Magnoliopsida, Cucurbitales, Cucurbitaceae. The transcript is spliced from 3 exons. The coding region runs from base 8 to 1510 and encodes 500 amino acids.
GAGAAUAAUGGAAGUGGAGAAUAACGAGCAAGAAAUUAGAAUUGCUAUGUCAUGCCUUCAAGAAAAUAUAAGAAAGUUGUAUGUGGCAGCCGAGAAGGGUUGUAUUGAAAGCUUGAAGACACUGAUAGAAGAAGAUCCAUGUAUCAUUCAAAAAGUUGUUAUUAGCUCUUCCAACAACAAUGAGAAUCGUCAUCCAUUAUUGCACCUCUCUAUUUCCAAUGGCCAUCUUGAAUUCACUCGACUCCUAAUUCAUUAUGAGCCUCAACUUGCUGCUGAGGUUGACUUGCUUCAACGAACCCCCCUCCACCUUGCUUCUAAACUUGGAGAAACAGAGAUUGUUGAAGCUUUAUUGUUGGAGAAAAACAUGAAUUCUUACUUUGUUUACGACAGUGAUGGGUUGAUUCCUCUUCACUAUGCAGUCCUUUCUGGACAAACUGAUAUAAUGCAAAAGCUGAUCAAAGCAAGACCAAGAUCUCUUUGGAUGAAGCUUAAGAACAAUGGUCAAACGGUUUUACAUUUAUGUGUUGAGAGUAACCAUUUGGAAGGGAUGAAGUUUCUUAUUGAAACAUAUGUAAAUGAUGAUGAAGACUUCCUUAACACAAUCGAUGAUAAUGGAAACACUAUUUUAGAUCUGUCAAUGAUGCUCGGACAAAGAAAGAUGGUGGGAUAUUUACUUUCGGCUCUAGAAGUAAAAACAGAAACAAGCAUCAUUACAAACUUGGAAGCAUCUGAUGACACACAUGAAAGUUUAGAACUCCAAAAACUAUCAAACACAAGAAAUCCCAGAGGAAAAAAAUCACGAAAACAUGGAUUGAAAAAUACGUCUAAGCUGCGAUGGAGGGCAUGGAGAAUGAAUUUGAAGUAUAAAGGGGAUUGGUUUCAAGAAGUGCAAGGCACAAUGAUGCUUGUGGCUACGGUCAUUGCGACCGUCACUUUUCAAGCCGGACUGAACCCUCCUGGUGGCGUUUGGCAACAAGACACACCAUUUAACUCUUCCAGCUACUUCAAUAAUGAUCCAUAUUAUAGACCAUUUAAUUCUUCCAGCUACUUCAGUUAUUAUCCAUAUGAUAGUCCGAGAAUACCAUUAGGUAAUAUUUUUCCAGCUGGAACUGCAAUCAUGAUGUAUUUCAAACCCUACAGAUAUUCGUAUUACAUGCAGGUGAACACAAUCUCGUUUUUGGCAUCCAUAAGUGUGAUUUUAUUGAUCGUUGGCCGGUUUCCUUUGAAAAAUAAGAUCUGUAGCUGGUUGUUGGCAUUGGCCAUGUGUGUUGCAGUGGUGACCUUAGGAAAUGGGUAUUUUUCUGGAGUUGCAAUGGUUAACUACAGUGGCAUGAAUGAUUCUUUAAGUGCAUUCAAUUCACUUUAUUUUCUAGCUAUCUCCUGCCUUGGGUUAGUUAGAGUGACUGGCGUAUGGCACAUCCUUUCCUUUAAGUUAUGGAUUGUCAAGACCUUAUUCAGCACUUUCAUCUCUAAGCUUAAAUUCUACUGCUCCAAACGCACCACACCUUGAAGAUACUCUCAAUCAGAUGGUGAAGGUUCCGGAUUGGAUGGUGAAGACGUCAGUUCACAUGUUGACCUCUCCUUUUCACAACGGUUUAACUAAACCCUUGAGUAGGAUAUUUACAUAAUUAGUUAAUAUAUGGUGUCUUAUUUCAUCUCAUAGGUUCAUGGUUGUAAAUUGGAUUAUAUUUUUGUUACUACAACAAAAUAUGGAGGGAUAUUGUCUUAAAAAGGAAGAAAUUAAUAUAAUUUUUCAAAUUUUAAAGCAAGCAA